This is a messenger RNA of Protobothrops mucrosquamatus (brown spotted pit viper), 2745 nucleotides long. RefSeq names its product ERCC excision repair 4, endonuclease catalytic subunit (gene ERCC4). The coding region runs from base 28 to 2745 and encodes 905 amino acids. Gene Ontology annotation, molecular function: damaged DNA binding; single-stranded DNA endonuclease activity; single-stranded DNA binding. The record is from RefSeq and is a predicted model, not a curated record. Gene Ontology annotation, biological process: double-strand break repair via homologous recombination; nucleotide-excision repair involved in interstrand cross-link repair; resolution of meiotic recombination intermediates. The transcript has 11 exons. Gene Ontology annotation, cellular component: nucleotide-excision repair factor 1 complex. NCBI's taxonomy places the organism in Eukaryota, Metazoa, Chordata, Lepidosauria, Squamata, Viperidae.
AGGGGGUGCCGGUGACAGCCGCCGGCCAUGGCGGCCGGGCCGCCUCUGGAGCACGAAACGCAGAUUUUCCUGGAUCUUUUCCACCAGGACGGGCUGGUCAUCUGCGCCCGCGGGCUGGGCGUCGACCGCCUGCUUCUGCGCUUCCUUCGCCUCUACUGCGAGCCCACCCGGCUGGUGCUGGUGCUGAACACCAGCCCUGCGGAGGAGGAAUAUUUUAUUGACCAGUUAAAGACUGAUAAUGUUGCUUGUCUUCCUCGCCGAGUUACAAAUGAAAUUGCCAGCAGCAGCCGCUAUGAAGUUUACACACAGGGAGGAGUUAUUUUUGCCACUAGCCGAAUCCUGGUGGUGGAUUUUCUGACCGACAGGAUUCCUACAGAUCUUAUCACGGGAAUUCUGGUGUACAAAGCCCACAGGAUCAUUGAGUCUUGCCAAGAAGCUUUCAUCUUGCGGCUUUAUCGCCAGAAGAACAAGCAAGGUUUCAUCAAAGCCUUCACCGAUAACGCGGUGGCUUUUAACACCGGCUUUUGUCACGUGGAAAGAGUCAUGCGAAACCUCUUCGUGAGGAAGCUGUAUCUCUGGCCAAGGUUUCACGCAGUGGUGCACUCUUGUUUAGAGCAACACAAGCCUGAAGUGGUGGAAAUCCACAUCACCAUGACUCCAGCCAUGCGCACCAUCCAGAGUUCCAUAUUGGACAUCCUGAACGCGUGUCUGAAAGAACUGAAGCAGUGCAACCCUGCUCUGGAAGUGGAGGACCUGUCGUUAGAAAACGCUAUCGGCAUGGCAUUUGAAAAGAUAAUUCGUCACUAUUUAGAUCCUCUUUGGCACCAGCUAGGAUCCAAGACCAAAUCUCUGGUCCAAGAUUUGAAGAUCCUUCGCACAUUGUUACAGUACUUGACCCAGUAUGAUUGCGUCACUUUCCUUCACCUUCUGGAGUCCCUCAAAGUGUCGGAAAAAACUUUCGGUCACAAUUCAGGCUGGCUUUUUCUCGAUUCUAGCACUUCGAUGUUUCUGAACGCCCGGAGCCGAGUUUAUCGCCUGCCGGAAGAUAACGUGAGUAAGAAAAAAAAAGCCUCCGAAAAAACGGACGCAAAAGAAGCGAAAGAACAGAAGCGGGAAUUGGUCCUGGAAAGCAGUCCGAAGUGGGAAGCUCUGGGAGAAGUGCUGAAGGAGAUUGAAAAGGAGAAUGCCAACAGCGAAGCUCUGGGUGGGCCAGGGCGGGUGCUGGUUUGCGCCAGCGACGACCGGACGUGUGCUCAGCUCAAAGAAUACAUCACGAUCGGGGCCGAAGCCUAUUUAACGAGGCUCUACCACAAAACCUUUGGGCUGGAGAAGGAGGCUGGUGGGACCUGCCUGAAGAACAGGAGAGAGGCCAAGGGCCACGACAAGAAUGGCCGCGAACCGCCGGCCAAAAAAGCGAAAACGGAAGCCUCCAAACCGAAAAAGAGAAAGAAAAAAGCAGAGUUAACCCUGACGCAAAUGUUGAGCAAAGAGGAGCAGGAAAAUAUCAAGGUGGAGGAGGAAGAAGAAGAGGAAGAAGAUUCUCGGGGCCUCAGCAGUAGCCAGGAGAGCAAUGGGGAACGAUCAGAAGAUCUCCAGUUGGAACUCUCCUCCUCCGACGCCUAUUACGGCAUCCUAAAGGAGCCGCUGACGGUGAUCCAUCCUUUAAACGGUUGUGGGGAUCCGUACGCCCUCACCUCCGUCUUGCACGAGGUGGAGCCGAGAUACGUGGUCUUGUACGACGCAGAGCUGACUUUCAUUCGCCAGCUGGAAAUUUACAAGGCUAGCAGACCAGGAAAGCCUUUGAGAGUUUAUUUCCUUAUCUAUGGAGGAUCGACGGAAGAGCAGCGCUACCUUACCACGCUGAGGAAAGAGAAGGAAGCCUUUGAAAAACUCAUUCGAGAGAAAGCUGGCAUGGUAAUUCCAGAAGAAAGAGAAGGGCGAGAUGAAACCAACUUGGAUUUAGCAAGAGAUUCCACGGCAGCCACCCUUUCGAUCGAUACCCGCAAAGCAGGUGGCCAGCAGCAGAGCGUCGUGCAGCACAGCAUCGUGGUGGACAUGCGUGAAUUUCGCAGCGAGCUUCCCUCCUUGAUCCACCGGCGGGGCAUCGACAUUGAGCCCGUGACGUUAGAAGUCGGGGACUACAUCCUCACCCCCGACAUCUGCGUGGAGCGGAAGAGCACCAGCGACCUCAUCGGCUCGCUCAAUAGCGGCCGGCUGUACACUCAGUGCGUUUCCAUGUCUCGCUACUAUAAACGCCCGGUUCUCCUUAUUGAGUUCGAUGCCAACAAGCCCUUUUCUCUCACUCCCCGGGCUUCUCUCUACCAAGAGAUCUCCAGCAGCGACGUGAUCUCCAAACUCACCCUCCUGACGCUCCAUUUCCCGCGCCUCCGGCUCCUGUGGUGCCCUUCGCCGCACGCCACGGCCGAGCUGUUUGAGGAAUUGAAACAGAGCAGGCCUCAACCGGACGCGGCGGCAGCUUUGGCCAUCACGGCCGAUUCCGAGACCCUCCCCGAACGGGACAAAUACAACCCUGGUCCUCAAGACUUCCUGCUCAAAAUGCCUGGGAUCAAUUCCAAAAACUGCCAGGCCGUAAUGAAUCACGUCAAGAGCAUCACAGAGCUGAUCGCUCUUCCUCAGGAGAAGUUGGCAGAGCUUCUGGGCAACGCUGCCAACGCUAAGCAGCUUCACGAGUUCAUCCAUCUGCCUUUCACGGAGGCCGCUUCUCAAGGCAAAACCAAGAGGUGA